This is a messenger RNA of Daphnia pulex (common water flea), 2360 nucleotides long. Its product is annotated as N-acetylated-alpha-linked acidic dipeptidase 2-like. The coding region runs from base 80 to 2272 and encodes 730 amino acids. The transcript has 13 exons. The record is from RefSeq and is a predicted model, not a curated record. Gene Ontology annotation, molecular function: carboxypeptidase activity. Lineage: Eukaryota; Metazoa; Arthropoda; Branchiopoda; Diplostraca; Daphniidae.
CUUCCCAGAUCUGUUGUUAUUCAGUUGUUCAAAAGUUGCUGUUGAGUGCCAGCUGUAGCAAGGCGGCUAUUGUUUCAAAAUGAAUAACAAAGCAAUCGCCUUGUUGUUGAUUUCAACGGCAGCUAUAUUUUUCGUUUUCGGUGCUCUCAUCGGAUUCUAUGUUAUCGAAGAAAAUAAUAAAGUUCCCGCUGUGCUGGACGUCAAAUCUUUACUGAUUGAUGAAAUUUCGGCUGAUAAAAUCAGUGAAAACCUCAAACAUUUGACUAGCGUUCCGCAUGUGGCUGGAACAGCCCAGGAUUUAUUGCAAGCUGAAUGGGUUAGAGAUAGUUUCCUCGAAGCAGGAUUGGAUGAAGCUGAAACGGUUCCUUACGACGUGUUACUCUCCUAUCCACGACCUGGAGUGAUCAAUACAGUCGAGUUAAUCGAUGACAAGAAUCAAGUUAAUUUCACCACAGCUGGUCGGCAACCAGCACUUGGUACACCACAAAAUUCCUACGGCGAAGUCUUUGCGAAUUUCAAUGCGUACUCAGGAAAGGGCGUUGCCCAAGGAAAUAUAGUUUAUGCUUACUUUGGGCGAGAUGCCGAUUAUGAAGAACUACAAAGUCGAGGGGUAAACGUAACUGGACACAUCGUCCUAGUGCGUUACGGAGCAAUUUUCCGCGGAUCAAAGGUGGCGAUUGCUGCAAGGUGGGGUGCAAUUGGAGUGAUCCUAUUUAGCGACCCUAUAGAUAAAGCCGUAGAAGGUCGUAAUUUCACCUUUCCAGAUAGUUGGUGGCUGCCAGGCAUGGGAGUGGAAAGCGGCUCUCUUUAUGUUGUUGACGGCGAUCCUUUGACUCCUGCCUACCCUGCCAUUGAGAGUGCAUUUCGUUUGAAAGAAGAAGACCAGGCAAACCUGCCCAGGAUUCCAGUCCAACCGAUCGGCUAUGACGAAGCCGAGAUAUUUCUUCGUAGCAUUUCUCCUGAGAAUCCACCUCCAGCCGCGUGGGUUGGUAAAUUAGAUGCGCCAUACAACCUUGGUCCAACACCGCUCAACCCCGGUUGGAACGUCAGGAUUAACGUCAGCACCGAUAACGAGAUGAGGAGAACUUAUAACACUAUAGGAAUCUUGCGCGGAUCUGUGGAAGACGAUCGUUAUGUCCUUUUGGGCAAUCAUCGAGAUGCCUGGACAUUUGGUGCCUUGGAUCCAUCGAGCGGAACGGCUUCCAUGAUCGAAGUGGUCCGAGCUUUAGGGCAAAUUAAGAAGAAUAAAGAAUGGCGACCAAGAAGGACUAUGGUGUUUUGCAGUUGGGGUGCCGAGGAAUAUGGUUUGAUUGGAUCCUACGAGUGGACGCAACAAUUUGCCAAAGUAUUGAGCCAGCGAGCGGUGGCUUACCUGAAUGUGGAUGUCGCUGUCGGUGGAAAUCAAACGUUUCGAGGUUCAGCUUAUCCCAUGUUGAAACAACUUCUCAUUGAUUCUUCCAAGCUCGUCCCUAAUCCUAAUCCAGCUGAAGUGGCAGAUGGCAGAGAAACUGUUUUUCAAACCUGGGUAAAAUAUCAGCCAGAUGCAAACAACCCUGGAAAUCCUUCAGUUGGUAACAUGGGCGGUGGUAGUGAUUUUGCGCCGUUCGCUUAUGUCGUUGGAACUCCAACCACAGAUUUCGGUUACACGGCUCCCAAUAGUUAUCCAACUUACCAUACAAUGUAUGAUAACUAUCAGUUGGCCAGUGAGAUUGUAGAUCGUGGCUUUGUCCACCACCAGGCUGUGGCGAGAAUGUGGGCAAUUGCAGCCACCGAACUAGCCGACGCUGUUGUAAUACCUUUUGAUAUCAAUUCUUAUGCCAGCUUUCUAAACGACUCGCUGACAUCUUUAGAAAAGAAAUACGACCAACAGCUACAGCAAAAUCAAGCCACUUUCAAAUACUUCCGUGCUUCCGUCGACUAUUUCAGUGAAUCAACUAAGAAUUUCACGGAAACAACCCUGAAAAAUAUAAAUAUGGAUGACAUUUUAACAGUCAGGCAGGUUAAUGACAGACUCACCCAACUGGAGCGUUUCUUCAUCGAUCCAAAAGGAUUACCAGAUCGUCCCGAAACAAAUCACAUCGUUUUCUCGGUAAGCGCUAACAACGCUUACGGAUCUGACACGUUCGCCGGACUAGUCGAUUUGCUCCUCGAAGUGGGCAACAAAACGGAAAGUCAGGACCCAGUUACCUGGAACAAGAUUCGCCAACAUUUGUCAGUUAUCGCAUUCUUGAUUGGUGAAGCUGCUCGUUCGCUAAGCGAAAACUUGUGGUAACUUGUUUUAUUUCUCCAAUUCGACUAAAAUUCCCAACUCCUGAUAAUCGUGUAAUUGCAUGCAUGUUUAAAUUUACCUUUGAACUCUU